AUGAUAUUUAGAUCUGCUGAGCGACGAAAUAGUCAUCAGCAGAAUCGAUGCGACGAAGAUAAGACCGAGUCCUUCCCAAAGGAACCCACUGCUUACAAACCAAGUGAAAACAAGAGCAAGAAGUUGCUCCAGAAGUAUCACAUCUCAUUUGAUCACUACCUUCCUCACUACAUGGUGUAUGACUUUGAGGCAACCUUAGAGAAACUUGAUACCCAAGAGGGAUGCUCUACUAAAUUCACCUCCGAGCAUAUCCCUGUCAGAGUCUCUAUCUUAGAUUCGCUAAGCGAUGAUACUGUCUGGUUUGUGGAUGAGGAUCCGCAGUCAUUGUUCCAGAAGAUGAUCGAUCACGUAAAUGCCAUCACUCCAAGCAUCUACGAGAGCAACCUUAUGAAUUUCAACCUUCAACCGAACCUUUUGAGCAGGAUAUCGCAUCUGUUGAAAGCAUGCCUCCCAAGAUUCAAGCUGCAGACCAAAAGUAUUAGUGAAGAUGAUCAAGGAAGACAGGGACCAAAGGUCCCGUGGCACCUCUGGUGCCGACCCAAAGAACGCUGUACUGUACAGGAAACUCAACCUGCUCAAGGAUCGAGAGGCUCUUGA
Plasmopara halstedii is the source of this 597-nucleotide messenger RNA. RefSeq lists its product as uncharacterized. Bases 1 to 597 code for a protein of 198 amino acids. The record is from RefSeq and is a predicted model, not a curated record. NCBI's taxonomy places the organism in Eukaryota, Oomycota, Peronosporomycetes, Peronosporales, Peronosporaceae. The transcript has a single exon.